This is a messenger RNA of Penicillium canescens, 8745 nucleotides long. It is a transcript of the gene atmA, whose product is annotated as DNA-binding protein kinase TEL1. The transcript is spliced from 7 exons. Gene Ontology annotation, biological process: DNA repair. The record is from RefSeq and is a predicted model, not a curated record. Gene Ontology annotation, molecular function: protein serine/threonine kinase activity; protein binding. Lineage: Eukaryota; Fungi; Ascomycota; Eurotiomycetes; Eurotiales; Aspergillaceae. The coding region runs from base 1 to 8745 and encodes 2914 amino acids.
AUGGCGGAGAUAUUUCUCGACAAAGCGAUCAGCUUGCUGUCAUCGGACAAGCAAAAAGCGCGCUCAGAUGGCUUAGCAGAUUUGAAACACAUUCUUCAGCAGAACAAAAAGAGCUCCAAGCUUCAGACCCUCAACGAUAAAGCCUGCCAUAAGAUUUUCGAGUCACUAUUCCGGUUCGUUGCAACAGAAAGGUCGGCAUUCAAUCGCGCGCCGAAUUCCAAAAGCGCUUCCGCAUCGCGGCUCUCAACAUGUGCAUCUGUACUCCGAAUGGCGGUUGACCUCUUUCUGAGGAAUGUGAGGAUCAAAACGGUCCGAGCGAUCGUUGACCACAUCACUGAAACCAUUCCAAUCCCUGGGGAAGGCCUAUGGGACCAUCUGAGUGCGGACUACACCAAGUGUUUGGCGUCGCUUCUACGCUACCGUCCACAUGCAGAGCAUCUUGAUGAGGAGGACUGGGAAAACCUUAUAAGGUUUUGCCUUGCUGGUAUUGGUCUUCGGGAAAACGAAAGUCAGCUAAGCAUUCGAAGCUGUUAUCGGUCUGCCCACGAAGACCCGGAUGCUAGCGACAGCCGUUCGACCCCCUCGCGAAUGACCCCUGCCCCAACUAGCAGAGAAGGUCACAGCGGCAACAGAAAUGUCCAAGAGGGGCUCGUGCUUUGUAUCCAACUUCUGACAGCCGUCCUCCACCCUCCUAUUCAAAACACAGCGAAUAGCAUCCUUCAUGGACUGGUUGAUUUUGUUACGUCACCCUCAAUCGUAGCUGGGAAUACGCACCAGCUCGCCUUCAGUAGCAUCAAUGCAGUCAUUACUCAAGUCAUGUUUGAUCAGACCGAGCUUGUCCGCUCAUCUUUGUUGAGCCUGGUUCCAGUAAUCCGACGUCUAUGGUCGUCCACCAAGCUACAGGGCCUCAAAGAUGAGUUACUUGUCACUUUAAUGCUGUCCAUUAUCAUAUUGGUGGAUACAGCUCGGAGAGAUCCGUCCGAAUCUUUGGCGCAUGAUGUGGAAGUGUUAGCGAAUUCACUCCACUCUGAGUAUGUGAAGCGUUCCGAAAAAGAGGCCCUACAGAUCGACGAUAUAAUUUUCUACCAAAAUGCGAAUGCGAUUGCAGAGCAGAGCCGGCCAAUAUAUGGACCUCGUCUCGGAAAUGCUAAAUCGGAGUUCAACUGGACCCUCAUCUGGAUCAUUGCAGAGUUAUUGAAGCUCUCAGAUGAUAUCAAUACUCGUGUCAAGAACCUUGGGUCACCACGCGGAGAUUCAAACAAAAGGCAGCGCUUCAGCUCUGAGCUUCAGGAUGUUCUUCGUGACUCCAUAUCUGCACCAAGCACCCGAAGAAUCUGUGCAUUACAGCUUGUGCCUUUCGUUGAACCAAAGCUCGACGCAGAAACCAAAGUCUCCUUCUUUAAGCAGCUAGUGCUAAGCAUCACCGACGACCAUGCUUCUGUAUCGGCCUGGACAAUGGUUGCUCUGGCAAGUAUUGCAAGCGGGACGACUGCAAAGUCGCCGGAGCUUCAAAGUCAUUGGCCACGAGUGGUCGACUUGACUGUGCGCGCAUUCUCCUCCCCAGUCACAUCAAGAGCUGCAUGUAGUCUGAUGAAUGUGGUGCUCCAGUCCGGCUUAUUGGAGUAUUCUGAUGCAAUGGAAACGACACGUUCAAUCUUGUCUUCUGCCAACUUGAAUGGACCAGCUGCCAUAUCAGACUCAUCACUGAGACUAUGGGCGUUCAUUGCACAGUCGAGGACACAACUAGAUCCUGGAUCAGCCCAGAAGGCUUCGAUGCAGAUCUGUGGCUGGUUAAGAGACGUUUGGACUGUUGGCUCCGUGACUGAUCGCAUUCAAACGGCUCGAGUAGCUGUGUACGCUCGCCCUUUGGACCUAUUGGGUCUCUUCUCAUCAUGCACUAACCGACCUUUCUCUAUCUCUCCACAUCAAUCAACCAAAUUGACGGGUCUUUCGGGAAGCUUUUCGGGAGGUGCAACGGGCAUGAUAACUCGGAAGUGGUUCUUUUUCCAUGAGAACUCCGAGCUGUUGGAAUAUGCCUUCCAUAUAGAUUCUGCCACUGCCACUCAUCAUGCCAACCCCUGGGUCCCGCAUGAAUCAUGGUAUUUGGAACAAUCCUCUCGGCAAGACCCUGACGAUAUAGUGAUCUUGGAUUUGCUUCGGGCGAGAUGUGAGACAUUCUCGCAGGCAUGGCGCGUCAUGAACGAGGACAGAUCAGUUAUAUCCCCAGAGAACUUGCAGAUCCUGGCGUCUUUUUGUAUUGUGACUUCGCUUUUCAUGGCAUGCCUCCCCCAGUCGGUACAGAUUCGAUCGCAAGAUUUACAGCAAAAUUGUCGGGCCCUAUGGAAUGCCAUAUGCAAUUUCCUGGCAAUGCAUGAAUUAAGGUACAUUCAUUCAUGUUUAGAAUUGCUGUCACCUCUUCUUGGCCCUUUGUUGAGCUCUGGUACUCCUUCUACUAUUCGGGGUAGUCUCAAGGAGCUUUUUACUCCACUUUCCAAAGUCCUUGAGCAGCUUCGUCAAGACUCAAAAGCUCAGACUUCCGAAGGUCACGAUCCUAUGGAUUUGGAUGACCGGUUGAUAAAUGAUCACGCUCAGUUGGCAAUCCAUGAAACAAUCAUUUCCACGAAUCGGAACGCUUCGUCGUUGUUCCUAGAUCCCAUCACAUUCCAACUAUGUGUGACCAUCCAAAUAUCGAUGUUUUUAAAGGCUGAGGCAGACCCAAAUUCUGGUCAUCUACGGGGAACAGGUCUUGUUGAUUACCUGACAAGCCUCGAUGAAGCUGAUCUCCUGUCGGCCCAGAACUUGCUACCCGAGAUUUAUCGCCGUUGCUCAAACUUGGCGCCUUCCGAAUUAUUGUCCAUCUUGGAAGACUUGGGUGAAAAAUGCUUACAGUCAUAUGAAAUGGAGCGAUGUGAAGCUUCGCAUUGCCUUUGCAUUCGCAUGAUGACCAGCUUUGUCAAUUCCUGGACAAAUGGGCCCGAUGAGAACUUGAAGGAUUCGGCCAUGGACUUGUAUAGUUGGUUCAUUGAAGUGCUCUUGGUCCGCAAACGAGCUGCUCCAAAAGCCUACAUUGCAUUGGCUGAACUCAUCCGGGGUGUCAUGAGCACUUCCCCUUCAUACGGCAAUGAGCAGUCUCUUCCCUCCCCCAGAACAAGUCUGUUCACCAUCCUGCGGGAGGGAGACGUCCAGGUCAAGUUCACCGUUGCCAAAUUCAUCCCAACGCUGUUUGAGCGCUUCCUCCUCAGAGACCAUGACGCUAUCUUUGAUGACGUUCUAGAAAGCUUGCCUCGUGAUCCAGAAUGGAUCGAAGGUAUCGCAGUCCGCCUUUUUGUGCUUUCCCAACUGGCUUCUCGGUGGCACACAUUGCUGCGCAGAAGUAUUUAUCAUUUGUUCGAGACCCCAGCUCAAGUUUCUUCGUCUCUGUGGUACGCUGAAAGAUGCAUUGUCUCUGUCUCCCAGAGCCUUGGCCUGCGGGAUGCCAAGGAACUAUUCCGUCUUUUCUCGUCUCAAAUACUGUACACUUGGACCGAGACUCAAAGCGUAAUGGCGAUGCCCUUCAGUAUAUUUGGAUACGACAACCUUCGGGAGAUGUUAAUUGACGUCAAAGACGAAAUCGUUGGCCAAAUGAUGAUGCGCGCCAAGGAACAGGAGACAGUUGAAUUGGCGGAACAUCUUGACGUGCCGCAUCUUGAACUCUUAGUGGGCUCUUUCCACAAGGCAGAGGCAUACAGCAUUGCGCGGGAUAUCAGUACCCCUCCAGGGCAAGGCAGCCAACCCAAAGGAGUGGAGGUUCAGCUUAGAAAGCUGCUAGGCGCAGACCAGUUCAUGACACAGGUCGAAAGCCGGUUUCCGUCAAUCGUUGCGGCCUUUUUCAAGUCCCUCGACUACUACGACCAAAUUGAAAGAGCAUUUUCCAAGCGUGCUAGCUUUGGCUACGCACAUGAUAUCCAGACGCAGAUCGUCAGCAAGAGCGCGUCUCGAAAUGUGCUGCCCGCAAACCAGCAGCCCUCGUUCCGAGCACGAUAUCUGCUGGACGAACUCGAGUUCCUUUGCAAACGCACUGGAUUCGAACUUGAAUCAAUAUGGACGCCAUCACUGGUUUCUUUUGUCUGUCGCUCGCUUCUUGAAUCGAUACAUCCUGCCCUUGGCUCACUUCAUGCUUGCUCUGUCAUCCGCAAAAUACGGAUUCUUGUGUGUGUGGCUGGUCCCGUGAUCCUUCAAGACUAUCCACUAGAAAUGGCGCUCAAUUCCCUACGGCCAUUCCUAAGUGACGUUCACUGUUCUGAAGAUGCCCUUGGAAUAUUCUGGUAUUUGCUCGAAAAAGGAAAACCAUACCUCCAAGAUAAUCCAGGUUUCACUGCUGGAACUGCUGUCUCAACGCUGGUUACUCUUCGCAAACUUUUCCUAUCGUCUCCGGAAAAUACGACCCAGGAAAGUCAGUUUAGAACGGUGCAGUCAAAUACCCAAAAAUUCUAUCAGUGGCUGGUAGGACUCUUUGGAGACCUGCUUUCCUCGGAUUGGGACACGAAGACGAAACAGUCGUUUGAUAAGCUAGUGAGCCUAGCUGAGCAAUUUUCCACAUCUAAGAGUUCCGCAGAUGGACACAUCGGGAAAGAGUUGGUCUUCGAAGUGCUCAAAGACCGCGAUUCUGCAACAUCGCUGCUCAGCAGGCCUGUAGCUGAUCUUGUUCUUUCGCUCUUAUGUCCUGAAUUUGGGACUUCUGAUGCUGAUGAUAGGUCCCUGAAUGAAGAUGUGGACCCUGCUUCACAUGUUGUUUCCCUGUGGCAUACGCUGCACAAUUUCAAUGGCGGGCCUCAAUAUCGACUAUGGGCUGCCCGGGUCAUCGGCCGUUCCUUUGCUGCCACUGGCAAGAUCAAUCAACUUCUCCUGCGCGAACAGGAUCUCUCCUUGUUCGAGGAUUCUGAGUCUUGCUUGUCAUCUGAUAUUUUCUGCCACUCCAAAGCCAGGAUUCUUCGGGUCCUUUGUGACAUGCUGCACAAUCAAAAUCAUCUCGAAGCUGGCUUGGUUGAGCGAACUCUGCAGCUCAUUAUCAGCAACAUAGCAAACUUUCCAGAUUUCCAAGGCUGUGGCGAUGUGAUACCUGAAUCUUUGAUGAAAGCACUCAUCUGGAGCCCGUACAAUUGCCCUGCCAUAGACCUAUCAACCCUGGAGGAGAAAAGGUGCCAAAAGGCACUAAUCAGCCCAUCUGGGAUCCCUGUUGCGAAAUGGGCUCGUGACGUUUCUCUGCUUUUGUCGACUGCUGCCUUGGAUGAUCCUGUUAUCGGGUCUCUUCGCAAGAUCCUCAACGCCGCCCCUGGCCUGGCGGUACAGCUGUUGCCCUAUGUGAUUCACGAUGUCUUGCUGUCCGAGAGACAAGCAAAGGGAGACAAGGGAGAAUCUCGAGAGGCUGUUUCUGCCGUGUUCAAAGAGGUCUUGUGCAAGGUGUGCGAGGAUACAUUACCUCACGCACAGCUUGUGAUAAGCUGCAUUCUCUACCUUCACAACCAACCCGUUCCUGAUGAAUCAACCAUUGUCCAACGCGAUAAAUGGCUUGAUAUCGACUUUAGAGAUGCGUCUUCUGCGGCACAUCGUUGCGGGCUGCAGAAAACUUCUCUUCUUUUCCUAGAAAUUCAGGCCUCCAAGGUGGUUUCAGGGUCCCGUCGGUCAUCUGUUGUCAAAUAUGAGCCACCAUCUGCUCUACUUCAUGAUGUUUUCAAGAACAUAGAUGAUCCGGACUUGUUCUAUGGUAUUCAGCAAAGUUCAUCGCUGACCAGCGUGAUGGAACGGUUGGAGUACGAAGGCUCUGGAUUCAAAAAUCUUCUGUUCCAGAGUGCGCAAUAUGAUAGUGGGAUACAGAUGUCAGACAGUGCAGACUCUUAUGGAGUUUUGAAGGCACUGAAUGCAACAAAUCUCCAGGGAAUCGCCAACACAAUGCUUUCCGCUUCCAGUGGUACAAAGGAUUCCCCUGUGGCAGUUGAUAGCAUGUUGCAAGCAGCCACCAGCCUUCAAAACUGGGAUAUUCCAGUCUCGCCCUUGGAUACAUCGCCAUCAGCAACCGUCUUCCGAGCUUUCCAGGGUCUCAACUCAUCUGGUUCUCUGCUCGAGGUCACCAGCUCAGUCGAAAAAGGGCUGUUGACUACCCUUGAUUCUCUCAUAGAAAACGGUCGUUCCGCCAUCCAGUUGCGCACUUCGAUGCGCGCACUUGGAAUCAUGACCGAGAUCAGUGAUACUCUACACUCUGCGAGUCCUGAAGAGAUGGAGGCCGAAUGGAAAAAGAUAAUGGUGAGAAGCAGCUGGCUGAAAACCGAAAGCUAUCAUGAGGUUGGCGAAAUCUUGUCAUGGCAUGAGGCAUUGUUCUCGUCGGUCAGGAAAAAUGAUGUUCUCAAAUCAUCAUCACGGCUGAGUCUCGGCGAUUCCCGGUUGCUAGAGGCGAAAGUCAUCCGGCAAUCGCUGGAAGUGACUAGAAGUCAUGGCAUCUCACAGGCAUCACUAAAAUCUGCAAUGAACCUUUCGAAGCUUGCCGAGCCAUGUGCAGCUUUGGGGAUGAAUAUUGAAGGAGCCGCAAAAUUCGACCUUGCCAAUGUUCUUUGGGACCAAGGCGAAAUGACAGCGUCAAUUCGCAUGCUUCAGCAUUUGAAGGGCCAAAACGAUCUCCACAACCAAGCAAUUCCACUCAGUCGGCCUGAACUGCUUGUAACUUUGGGUCAUCAUGUCGCUGAGGCACGCUUGGAAAAGCCCGACUCUAUUCUUCGAGACUAUUUAUACCCUGCAGUCAAAGAACUCAAAGGGAGCUCCGACGGUGAAGAGGCUGGGCGAGUCUAUCAUGGAUUUGCAACCUUCUGUGAUCAGCAGCUCUUGAAUCCCGAUGGGCUGGAAGAUUUCAAGCGAGUGGAGCAACUUCGUGACCGCAAGGAGAAAGAAGUCUUUGGCCUCGAGGAGAUGAUGAAGAACGCCACGGGCAAGGAGAGAGAGUAUUUGAAGAACUACCGUGCUAAAGCGAAACAAUGGUUCGACCUUGACGACCGUGAGUAUCAACGUUUGCUGCGAAGCCGAGAAGCGUUCCUCCAACAAUGUCUCGAAAAUUACCUUCUUUGUUUGAGAGAAAGUGAUACCUACAACAAUGAUGCUCUACGUUUCUGCGCACUCUGGCUCGACAAGUCAGACAUCAAAACAGCAAAUGUGGCUGUCUCCCGAUACCUCGAUGAGGUACCAAGUCGCAAAUUUGCACCUUUGAUGAACCAGCUAUCCUCUCGUUUGCUUGAUGUCUCUGAUGACUUCCAAAGACUGCUCACGCAAUUGGUCUUCAGGAUAUGCGUCGAGCACCCCUUCCACGGAAUGUAUCAAAUCUUCGCCAGCAGCAAGUCGAAGGGCGGUAAAGAUCAGUCGUCUGUCUCGCGCUUCCGUGCUGCAAACCAGCUUGUGGAUCGUCUUAAAAGCGACGGCCAGAUUGGUCCCACUUGGGUCGCUGUGCACAAUGUGAACAUUAGCUACGUGCGAUUCGCAGUCGACAGACCAGACAGCAAGUUCAAGAGCGGCGCCAAAGUUCCAUUGAAAACCCUCGCGACUGGACAGCGCCUCGGACAAGAUGUCAUCACUUAUAAACUGCCACCACCUACUAUGAAGAUUGAACUCCGCGUGGAUUGUGACUAUAGUCAUGUUCCGACGGUUGCCAAGUUUUCCCCCGAAUUUACCAUUGCCUCUGGCGUCAGUGCGCCGAAGAUUGUCACUGCCGUUGCCUCUAACGGCGAGCGCUACAAACAGCUGUACAAGGGAGGAAAUGAUGACCUGCGUCAAGACGCCAUCAUGGAACAAGUUUUCGAGCAAGUUAGCAGUCUCUUGAAAGACCAUCAGCCUACGCGCCAACGGAAGCUAGGUAUUCGGACCUACAAGGUUCUUCCGUUGACCUCCAAUGCGGGAAUCAUUGAAUUCGUCCCCAACACCAUUCCCCUACACGACUACCUGAUGCCAGCCCAUCAAAAGUACUUCCCCAAGGACAUGAAGCCCAAUUCCUGUCGCAAACACAUUGCCGAUGUCCAGACCAGAUCCUUUGAGCAACGCGUCAGGACCUAUCGGCAAGUGACCGAGCAUUUCCAUCCGGUGAUGAAAUAUUUUUUCAUGGAGAAAUUCAACAACCCAGAUGACUGGUUCAGCAAGCGACUUUCCUACACUAGGAGUACAGCCGCAAUCUCAAUCCUCGGCCACGUUCUGGGUCUCGGUGAUAGGCACGGACACAACAUUCUACUGGACGAAAAGACCGGAGAAGUCGUGCACAUCGAUCUUGGUGUUGCAUUUGAACAAGGCCGCAUCCUGCCCGUUCCCGAAGUAGUCCCCUUCCGUCUGACACGCGACCUAGUUGAUGGAUUUGGCAUCACCGAGACCGAAGGUGUCUUCCGGCGCUGCUGUGAGUUUACCCUUGAGGCACUCCGCCAAGAAUCGUAUAGCAUCAUGACCAUCCUCGAUGUUCUGCGCUAUGAUCCCUUGUACAGCUGGACUGUCUCGCCCCUGCGUAUGAAAAAGAUGCAAGAUAAUCAAGAAGCUGGCGAUGGGCCUCCUCUACUGCCUGGUGCUGGUGUGGCCGAUACCUCUUCGAGGAACGAGCCCAGUGAGGCUGAUCGAGCCUUGACUGUCGUAGCCAAGAAGUUGAGUAAGACUCUGAGUGUCACUGCUACUGUCAAUGAACUGAUUCAGCAAGCGACUGAUGAGAGGAAUCUUGCUGUGCUAUACUGUGGCUGGGCGUCUUAUGCUUGA